Molecule: messenger RNA, 3679 nt
Organism: Chlamydomonas reinhardtii
Lineage: Eukaryota; Viridiplantae; Chlorophyta; Chlorophyceae; Chlamydomonadales; Chlamydomonadaceae
Exons: 4
Coding region: 242-2812 (856 amino acids)
Source: RefSeq, a predicted model, not a curated record
AAUAGUCCGCCUCACUUACACUGCGUAUAAGGCAGGUAAAAGCCACGCACACAAGUGUGGUGCGACCACACUGGAGGCCGACCGGCCGAAGACAUAAAGCGGCGCUCACGGCGCUCGCUCACAGCGACUGUCUGCAUCUGAUACUACUGACUCUGGAAGAAGCAAGACAACUCAUAAGCGAACAUCAGGACUGCGUUGUGGUGACCAAAGGAGACACUGCGCGUACUGCCCGCUGGGGCCCAUGGCGGUUCUCACAGCCGCGGCCCGCACGGGCUGCGCGCUGCUGCGCGGCGCCGUUCUUCUGCUGGUUCUACAAAUGAUCAUGCCGUCGACAGAAUUCAUUCCGCUGACGGUGGUUGAGGCUCAGUCGGCGGCCAGCGCUUCCGACCCCCAGUGCGUGACCGAGUUCAAUGGCUCGAUCCCCGAGGGCAAGGUCUGCCUGUACAACUGCCAAGCCCCACCGUCGCCGCCCCGCCCUCCGUCUCCUCCUCCUCGUCCCCCCCGGCCGCCGCCACCUCCUGUACCCUCUCCUCCUCCCUCUCCUCAGCCUCCGUCUCCGCCCUCUCCUCCUCGUCCUCCUCGGCCGCGGCCGCCGCCUUCUCCCCCGCCCCCCUCUCCUCCUCCUCCUCCGCCUCCGCCCUCCGUGCCCCCUCCUCCCUCGCCUCCUCCUUCCCCUCCCGGCGUUCCCUCUCCCCCUCCCUCGCCCCCUCGCCCCCGCCCGCCUCCGCCUCUGCCUCCUAGCCCUGCACCGGGCGUGCCCCCUCCUCUGGACGCGUCGCCGGCUCCCCCUAGCCCCGCGCCCCCCAGCCCCCGCCCCCCGCGCCCUCCUCCACGCCCCCCUUCCCCCCCGCCCGACCCGGUGACCUCCGACCCCCCUCCCCCGGCUGCUCCCCCUCCAUUCCCCCGCCCGCCUCCCUCCCCUCCUCCUCCCCCUCCCAACCCGCCCUCCCCUCCUCCCCCCUCGCCUCCUCCCCCGUCUCCUCCCUCCCCCCCUUCCCCGCCUCCCCCGCCUCCUUCUCCCCCGCCCCCUCCUCCCUCCCCUCCCUCCCCUCCCAACCCGCCCCCCAACGCGCCGCCGCCGUGCUUCUGCACCUGCUACGACAUACCCAACCCCAUCACCGGUCGCGUGCUCGCCGUGGGUGGCGUGUCGGGCGCCCUCUCCAGCCGCCCUGCCCGCAUCAGCCUGGCCUCCGACGGCGGCUUUGUCAACGCCACCUACACAAACGGAACCGCCUACAUCCUGGGCGCCAAGGACAGCUCCACGGGCGCCUCUUUCGCCGACGUCACGCUGUGGAGCAAGCUCCCGAAGAAGUACUUCAACCGCACCAUCAUCUCGCCUCUGUCGGGCCUGGCAUCCGUGCUCAACGAUGAGUCAGAUCUGGACAGCGCGAUGAGUCGCUACGCGCGGCGGUUGGGAGUUAGCAGCUCGUACACUGGCGGUCUGGCGGGCUACGACUACGUCAACGUGACGGUUGAGGCGCCAACCACCAAGAACUACUCGCAAAAGGGCGUGGCGGUUGCCCUGGCCAACUACCAGGUGCUGGGCACGGUUGUCAAUAUCGCCUCGCUAUUCACCACCCUGUACGGCGCCUCGUCACGUGACGCGCUGGAAGCGGUGUGGACCGGCCUCGCGCUGAUGCUCAACAUCGAUGGAGUGAGGCUGGAUGACACACUCGGCGUGUCCACCGUGGCCGACGCCUCCCUGGCUGCGCUGUUGGGCUCCGACGAGUCUGACCUGUUCAGCAACCUGUACGGCGGAGGCGCCACGGAUCUGUCUGGCCUCCUGGCGCUGAUCAACGGUCUGGGAGGCAGCACCACCAGCACCAGCAGCCCCAGCGGCACGAGCAUCAGCACGAGCACGAGCGGAAGCAGCGGAAGCACCAGCACCAGCAUCAGCACGAGCGGAAGCGGUGGCAGCACCAGCGCCACCAUCACGACCGGCAGCGGUGGCACCUUCACCACCACCACCACCAGCGGCGGCAGCACCAUCACCACCACCGGCAGCGGCAGCACCAUCAGCAUCAACGGCGGCGGUGGCCUCAACUCCAUCAGCUUCGUCGGUGGUCGCCAUCGUGCUGCCCGCCGCAGCGCCAUCGCCUCAACCCGCUUUGCCGACGCCGCCGCUGCCGAGUUCGAGCCGGAGCCGAGCUCCGAGGAAGAAGACGGUGGCUUCGCAUCGCGGCAGCGGCUGCUGUCGCAUGAGAUUGUGCAGCUCGCGGAGUGGAUUGCCGCCGGCCGCCGCGCGCGCAUGCAGGGUGCCGGCGCGGAGGCUGCUCCCCACCGCCACCAGCACCACCAUCGGCGGCUGCGGACGGCUGGGGUGCUGGGCGCGCGCCGCCAGCUGCUGCAGAACAACUGGGCCUUGCAGGACAACGUCACGCUGGCCCUGGCGGUCUCCCUCGCCCAGUCCAACGCGCUCAUCACCCAGCAGCUGGCACUGGUGGGCAGCAGCAACGAGCCGCUGUCGGGCAUCCUCACCGUUGCCGGCCAGGUCGUUACGGUGCUUACCACCUCCAUGCCCAGCGCCGCCUCCAAGAUGGGUGCCGGCACGCUGAGCUACUCGGACUUCAACGCCACCUACACCGGCGACGGCCUGACGCAGGCGGUGACCCAGGCCAGCUUCUCCACGGCUGCCGGCACCGGCAGCAGCGACGACAAGAACACGGGUCUGAUGAUCGGCGUGAUCAUUGCCAGCGUGGCGGCGGGCCUGCUGCUGAUUGCGCUGGUCGCGGUGCUGAUCGUCAAGCGCAAGAGGAGCAGCAACGCCGUGGCGAACCUGCGUGACGAGAAGGCGGCUGCGGAGCCUGCGUAAGGCUUUGCUUGGUGUUGACGGCUCGCCGUCGUGUCUUGUGUGCAUCCGAGUUCGUGUGUCAUGUGUGAGCGUGUGUAUGUGCGUGUCCGUUGGAGCCUUGGGGGCUUUGCGUGGAUGCAAGCUCUGCUCAUUUUGACGUGUUUGCAUGACCGCGUCGUGUGGUGCCUUGCGGCGCGCAUGGUGCCAACUCUAAAUAAUCGUGUGGCAUUCCGUUGGCUUGGCACGUCCGUGCCAGGGCUAAUGCCCUCGUCACACAAGCUUACAUUCAAUUCCGUGAGGACAAGAAGUACGGUAUAUAACACAAUCAUCCCUACCCCUUCAUGGACUGGGCGUUGGGGGAAGGCUUGCAUGCUUGCGGCGGUGCCGCUGUGGUGCACUGCUGGCUGGCUUAAUUCCUGCAUACUAUGAUUACUCGGGUGGAAAAAACGAGACAAGGAACAUGAAUGAGGGUCCGCCAAUAUAUAACGGUGCAAAACGCCGUCGGCGGGGCUCAACUACUCAACCUACCUAUCAAACGCACGCGUGCCACGGCCGCGCCGUUUGUUUCAUUAUGCACAGAGGCAAUGCGCGAGUUUGCGUGUGGGCGUAGACUCAGUCCACGAGGCGCCGAAAGGUGUCGAUGGGCCAGGAUUUGCGGGGCGUGAGGUGCUGUGUGGUUGAUGUUUGCGUGACAUACGACGCCGUACGAAUUUAUAUAGCGUUUCGCACAUCAACACUCUGCUGUAUGCCUGCGUGUCCUUGUUACAACUGUUUCAGUGGCUGGCAAGAAAGGGCCUCCGUUCGUGCGUGCUGCGCGAGCAGGCCACACGGGGCUAUUGCUGCUAUUUGACAAGGCAUCAGGCCUCCGGGUUGUAACAACCAUUCAUU